CGCUUACCGCCAUUUGUUAGGGAUUUUCGUUUAAAAAUGCGGUAUUAAUUACGUUGGUAAUAAAAUCUUCGCCAUUACGCGUACCUGUAUUUAGCCGUUUAGCGGUCUUUUGUGUUUGCUUCUCAAGUUUUACGAAAAGUAUUGAGUAUGGGUAAAAACAAAAAGGCGGACAAAAGCAGCGACUCCGAGGAGGAGUACUCGGUCGAGAAGAUUAUCGAUAAAAGGAUAGUAAACGGUAAAGUCGAAUAUUUCCUCAAAUGGAAGAAUUACUCGGAGACCGACAACACCUGGGAGCCGGAGGAUAAUCUCGACUGUCCCGAUCUAAUCGAAGCCUUCGAAAAGACAAGGCGCGAGAAGAAGAAAGCUAGCAAGGAUAAAGACAAAAAGCGGCGCAAUUCCACUUCCUCAGUCGCAUCUGAUGCUUCCGAUACAAAGAGUGAUAAGAAGAAGGAGAAGGACAAGGAAAAGGAGAAGAAAAGCGAAAGAAAAUCUCGUCGCGUGUCCACUGACUCUGAGAAGUCUAAUGUAUCAGAAGCAAAGAAGAAAGAGUCCAAGAAACGUACCCGUUCCUCGUCCUCAGAAAAAUCAGACAGCGAAGUAAAAAAAUCUAAAAAGAAAGAUGAUAAGUCUGCAAAGAAAGUUAAACGUACGGAAUCAUCUGAUUCCGCCAAGUCACACUCAGACACAGAGGCCAAGUCCAAAUCUGAUAAAAAGAAAGAUGAUAAGAAAGGCUCAGAAUCCGACAACGAAGGGGAGAAAGAGAAGAGGAAGAGCAAGCCAGAUAAGAAAAAACGCGCGGCGUCUGAGAGUUCAGAUUCCGAUGUCAAGGAGGUCUCCCCCAAGAAAAAAGAAAAGUCAAAGUCAGAUUCGAAAUCGAAGCGAAAACGUGCAGUUUCUGAAAGUUCAGAUAAGUCCGACGAUAGCGAGAAACCUAAGCGCAAAAGUGACAAGGGUAAAAGUGACACUAAGACCGAUAAAAAAUCGAAAUCCAAGAGUUCCAAAUCCGAUUCCAAAACUGGAUUUGAUCGGGGGUUGGAGGCAGAAAAAAUUAUUGGCGCAUCCGAUACGACCGGUGAGCUAAUGUUCUUAAUGAAGUGGAAGGGUACAGAUGAUGCUGACUUGGUUGCUGCUAAGAAGGCCAAUGUAUUAUGUCCCCAAGUAGUCAUACAGUUUUACGAAGAAAGACUUGCCUGGCAUUCUCCUGACGAACACAAUUAGUCUUGUUUUAAGUUGGAUAGUUGCGUCUUUUUAAUCGUUGAGUUGCUUUGCAGUCUCAUUUUACCUUUAAGAGGAAAGAAAUUCAUUUCUUCUAUACUUUCACUUUCUUCUGACAGAUGUUAUUUUUCGUAUUCAUUUAAGACUACAUUAAAAAGUUAUGUGUAAUGUAUUCAACGUCAGAUCGUACUGUAUGUCACUGUUCUCAGCAGUAAGUGUAACUUUAAGAGUUAAAUAAUAUAGUUUCUUUUGUAAA
This is a messenger RNA of Photinus pyralis (common eastern firefly), 1471 nucleotides long. RefSeq names its product chromobox protein homolog 5-like. The record is from RefSeq and is a predicted model, not a curated record. Gene Ontology annotation, molecular function: chromatin binding. The transcript is spliced from 3 exons. Bases 148 to 1218 code for a protein of 356 amino acids. Gene Ontology annotation, biological process: negative regulation of transcription by RNA polymerase II; chromatin organization. NCBI's taxonomy places the organism in Eukaryota, Metazoa, Arthropoda, Insecta, Coleoptera, Lampyridae. Gene Ontology annotation, cellular component: nucleus; pericentric heterochromatin.